UUUAUAUCACCGCGCGCCGCCAUAUUGGUUAGCUUGGCGCUUUUCUCGUGGAAGAUAAUUUUCGCGAGUUAUGGGUGUAUUUAAGAAAUUCAUAUGAUUUUAAUAUUGUGACAUUCAUAUUUGUGAACUAUAGUGCAUUGAACAUUUGUUGGAACUUUAAAAUGGAUCCCGCGAAGAUGAAAGUGGUGGAUCUUCGAUCCGAGCUUGGGGCUUUGGGUUUGGAUACGAAGGGUAACAAACCGGCAUUGGUGGAAAGGUUAAAGAAGGCUCUAGAAGCUAAAACUGGCAAAUCAAUUGCUGAUACAACACUCUUGGACACUUCAACUGAAGAUGCGGAUGAGCCUGCAACGCCUCGACGUCCAGUUGCAGCUCCCAGGACUACUAGACGAUCAUCGUCAUCUAGAUUAUGCUCCACACCAGCCAAGGCUUCAAGAGAAGAUCCUCCAAAGAUUGAUGAAGAGGCAGAUGAAGACUCGUCAGCAGAGGAGACAAAACAAGACUCCAAAAAACCUGACAUACCAUCGUCACCGGUGAAGCAUUCGCAAGAGGAGGAAUCUGAUAGCAAUAAAGGCAAAGGAGAUGAACUUUAUUCUAUAGAUGAUGAGCAGAGCCAAUCACCUGUAGAAGCUAAACCUGAUACAGAUGAUCAGAAUGACUCUCAGGAAGAGAUGCAGGUUAAUGAUCAGGGUGAAAAAGAUGACAAGCCUGAUAAACAGAAAGACGGCGAGGGUGACACAAAGAAGGAGUCAGGUGAUGAGGAAGAACAAGAAGAAAAGGAGAAAAAGAAGGAAGUGCGUAAACGGGAGUUAACAGAAGAGGAAGAGUGGGAGCUCCUCAACGAGAGAUUGAUAGUGAAAGAGAAGGAACGGUUGGAGAGGGAAAAGAAACAAGCAGAGGAAGAUGCCAAACGCUUGGAAGAGUUCAGUAAUAAUCCCAUAAAGUUGCAACGUCUGAAGAAGAAGCAAGAGAAAAAGAAGCGUUGGAGAGACUACUACCGUUCCAUAGAGGUCACCAACGAAGUACUCGCGCCGCCCAUCGAAGAGCCACCUCGAAACAAGAAACAACCGGUCGAGCCCAAAUUUGUGGAGCCCGAACUAGAUGACAACAAAAUCACUCUGUCUUGGUAUGACAGUGACUUGAAUCAGUACUUGGAGCUACCGGAGCUAAAUUCCGUGGUGCCGCUCAGUGAGGGUGCCUUUGCCCACGCGUGGGCCGGCGUCAGGGCGUCGCACGGCGUGGCCAGUGGUCGGGUGUGUUACGAGGUUCGCAUGGGUACAGUCGUGACAACCACAGAGACGACGGAGAAGGAGGUAGUUGCGAGCGGUUUGCGCGUCGGCUGGUCCACUGUAGACUCCACAUUGCAUCUCGGCGAAGGAGAGCUGAGCUGGGGCUUUGAGAGCACCGGCCGCGCUGUCAGCAACGGCGAGUUCAAGGAGUACGGGAAGGCGUUCAACGAGAAGGACGUGCUCGGCGUCUACUUGGACCUGGAGUCCAGCCCGUGCAAGAUAUCGUACACGCUGAACGGCGCCGAGCUCGGCACAGCGUUCGAGUUCGACCGGCAGGCGCUCGGCGGCCGGCCCCUGUUCCCGCACGUGCUCACCAAGAACGUGUGCUACCGCGUCAACAUGGGAUACGAUAGAUACAACAUGCUCUCCAGAACGAAAAUUGUAAGAAAAAGGAUCGAGAUACCGAUCGAGGAAGUUCUGGAAGAGAAAAGAAAGAGGGAAGAAGAGAUCAAACGGCAGAAAGACGAAGCAACUAAGAGGGAAAGGGAACGUCGCGAGAGAGAUAGAAAAGAAAGAGAGGAGAGGCAAAGAAAAAAGCGAGAGGAAAGAGAGAAAAUAGAAAAAGAGCGCAAAGAGAAAGAUGCACAAGAGAAGAAGGAGAAGGAAGCCCAGGAAAGAAAAGAGAAGGAGGAGAGCAUGGAAGUGGAAGACAAGGAGAAGACGGAGACAGAGGAAACUCCUAAAGCUGAUGACAAAGAAGAGGAAGUUGUCAAGGAUCCUAAAGAGAACGGUGAGAAGUCUGAGGCGACGGCCACAGUGGAAGUGAAGCAGGAGCCGAUGGAGACUGAGGAGCAGCCGGCCGAAGCGCCUGCCAAGGAGACCAGCGCCGGCGUCAAAGAGGAGCCCUCCAACGACGUCGUGGAGGUGACAGAAGAAGAGGCGCUCAAAGGAUAUGCUCUAGACAAGCGCAUCAAAUACGUCAUAAGAUACACGGUCGAUGAGGAGUUAGACGGCACGGAGCCUUGCUUGCUGCCUGGAUACAUCCUCAUAGCGCAAUCAGACCUCGUGGAGGGAGCGCGCAGACCCGCCACCAACGCGGACUGUGAGGUUAUCCUGAUGGUCGGCAUGCCCGGCGCCGGCAAGACCUACUGGGCGAAGAAGCGUUGCACCGAAUAUCCCGAGCGUCGGUACAACCUGAUCUCCACGGGGGCGCUCUUUGACAAGAUGAAGGUGGACUGUAAGCCCUUCCGGGCCAACUACGAAGGGAAGUGGGACGCGAUGGUGACUAAAUGCGCCAAGUGCGUGCUAAAAUUGUUGGAUAUGGCCAAGGGGAGGCGCAGGAAUUUCAUCCUCGACCAGACAAAUGUAUACCCGUCGGCCCAACGGCGCAAGCUCAGGGAGUUCGACGGAUUCAAGCGGCUCGCCGUCGCCGUGGUAGUGGACGACGAGACGCAGAAGGAACGCGCCGCGACGCGCGAGGCCGCCGACGGCAAGGAGGUGCCCGACCCGGCCAUUGUGGACAUGAAAGCCAACUACAGUUUACCCGAGCGCAGCUCGUGGCUUGACGAGGUGAUAUACCCGGAGUUGCCGGAGGAGGAGGCGAAAGCGGUGAUCGAAGGGUACCAUCGCGAGGCAGCGGCUGCGGGCGCUGUCAAAGAGAAGGACAAGAGGUCGCGGUCGGCUUCUAGGGAUGGCCCGCCGGCGAAGAGACAACGCUCCUCGGACAGAAACCGAGACCAUCGCAGACAGAGAGACCACAGGGGUGACCGGGAAGACAGAUGGGGUGGUGGCGGCGGCGGCGGCGGUGGCGGCGGUGGCAGUCGCUGGGGGCCCGCGGGACAAGGCGGUCCAGGAGGCCCGGGCGGCCAGGGAGGCCGCGGGGGUGGUGGAGGUCGUUGGGGAGGCGGCGGCGGCGGGGGUGGAGGCCGCGACCGAGGGGGCAUGGGCUCCGGCCCCGCGCAGCGCUUCGACCGGUGGGGAGGACCACAGGGACCUUCCAGAAACGACUUUGGCGGGGGUCGUGAUCGUGGAGACUUCCGCGGGGGUCGGGGCGGACACGGUGGACCUGGCGGGCCCGGAGGUCCUGGUCCGGGCGGGCCUCGCCAGGAUCGCGGUCCGGGAGGCCCCGGUGGGCCGGGAGGCAUGGGAGGUCCAGGAGGCAUGGGCGGUCCGGGCUCGAGGGGCCCGCAGGGAGAUAGGUUCCAGAGAGAUAACAGGCCUCAGAGAGGAGGACCUCCGGAUAACAAGCGUGGAGGAGGGCCCAUGCAAGGAGGUCAAGGCAGCGGCGGUGGUGGUGGUGGUGGCGGCAGCGGUGGCGGCGGCGCUGGCUCGUGGCAGCGCGGCUCUCAGCAGCAGAACCGCCAGCCGAGACCCAACCAGCAGAUGAGCAGACAGGACGGCAACAACCAAAACCAGAAUCAGAAUCAAAACCAAAACCAAAACCAGAACCAGAACCAAAAUCAAAACCAGAACCAGCAAAGCUGGAACCAGUGGGCCGGCGGCUGGGGCGGUUGGGGCAAUUGGAACAACCAGAACCAAGGCUGGGGCAACUGGGGCAAUUGGGGCUGGGGCAACCAGCAGCCGGGCGGCAACCAGCAGCAGGGCAGCAGCGGUAGCGGCGGCGGCGGCAAGAACCAGAACCAAAGCCAGAACCAGAACCAGCAGCAGUGGCCAAACAACUACACCGCGCAGCAGUGGUACCAGUGGCAGCAGUGGCAGCAGCAGCACGGCUGGCCAGGGUAUCAACAGGGCCAGCAGCAGUCGCAGUCGGGCACGCAGCAGAACACGCCCACGGCCACCAACGCCGCCGACGCCGCGCAAGCGUGGGCGCAGUACUACCAGAACUACGGCGGUGCGAACACGGGUAACUCUAACUCCAACUCUAACGCCGUGGACAAGAAGUGACGCAACGCAUCCGCCGAGCGGCGCUAGGCGCGGGCGAUGGCGAGCCAACGUCCACCGCACGAUACACGGCUCACUGCACCUCUCCACUGACUACUGUGAACACAGUUCGCGUCUAAAGCUAGUUUCUGCUUUGCUGACUCUUACAGACACAAACGCAAAUCUUCCUGACUUUUAAUUAUAAUUAAUCUCAGACCAAUUAUAGAAGGACCUGUAUCGCACUCUUAGUCACGAACAAAAUUUUCUGUCAUUUUCUGAGGAAAACGAGUUUAGAUUUUAUAUGUAUCUUAUACUAAAGUAGAAGUUUUUGCCUGUUUUUAAACAAUUCAAUUACACAAAAAGGUAUUUUUACGGAGCUCUUUAACCGACGAACACGAUUACAACUAUUUAACAUCGAUUUUAUAGAGACAGUUUUUAUAAUCGCAUUAGAUUGUUGAUCAUAUACUUUGACAGAAAAGUAACGUCUAGCGAGGCAGGUCCUAUACAAUAAUUGGUCUGAGUAAUUAAUACAUCCAAAUUCCAAAGCCAAUCCAUUGAUUAAAAAAUACAAUAUCUGUAGAACUUAUGUUGCGGGCAGUUCAUUAUUUUCAACAUAUUGUAGUUUGCUGUUUGAAGUCUUUAAAAGGCGCAUUCGUUUUAAACUUUAGAUAGAAGCCGUUUUUCGUUACUUACUCGCUAUUGUCUAGUGAUAUUUCAUAUAAUUUGGGUUUUAGAUAAUAUAGGAAUUACUUAGUGUUUUUCAAUAUAAUAUUUCUGUUUGUGAUAGUCUUGCAUGAAAAUGGUGAAAAUCUUUUUUUUGUAUUAAUAAAUCUCUCACUCAGCACGAUUGAUUUUGUGGAUUUGAGAUAAAUUACAAAAUAGCCUGAGAGUCUACAGACGAAACUGCUAUAAUACCAAAUUUCAACACAAUGAAUAAUUUUCAAAAAAACUUGCUGAGUAUUUUUGGAUUUUUACUUGAUCGCCUUGAUAAUUGAUAUUUUUAAAUGAAAUGAAAUUUAUGUUUAGGUAUAAUAAUAUAUGUUUAGGUAAUAAAUGUUUGGGUAAAAGUCUUAUCUUUAUAAAUGGUUUUACUUAGUUUAAGUUUUUUUUUUUAUAAAAUUAAAUCAAUUCAAUAGUAUUAUUUUUUUUUUACAAAAAUCUUCUUGUUUGCAAAAUAUUGUACGUGGACUCUCGGACUUUUUAAAUUACUCUGUAUAUAAACAAUCAUCAUCAGCACACAUAUAGGUAUAUAUUAUAAAAAUCUAUUCAAGCGAUUGGACCCCUAGUUAGAUGGUAAGACGGUUUGUUUAUAAAUGACUGGUACAAUUGUAAUACUGUGUGAAUGGAAGCGAUGGCUUCGCGCGUGUACAAAACGUAAGCUUACUGUGGUAGUAGGUUUGAAUGUCAUUCGUAAAAAUUAAUUAAGUAUAAUAAUAAAAUAAUAUAAGCACA
This is a messenger RNA of Bicyclus anynana (squinting bush brown), 5558 nucleotides long. Its product is annotated as heterogeneous nuclear ribonucleoprotein U-like protein 1. Gene Ontology annotation, molecular function: protein binding. Lineage: Eukaryota; Metazoa; Arthropoda; Insecta; Lepidoptera; Nymphalidae. Bases 162 to 4130 code for a protein of 1322 amino acids. The transcript has 28 exons. The record is from RefSeq and is a predicted model, not a curated record.